Molecule: messenger RNA, 1806 nt
Organism: Penicillium brevicompactum
Lineage: Eukaryota; Fungi; Ascomycota; Eurotiomycetes; Eurotiales; Aspergillaceae
Exons: 3
Coding region: 1-1806 (601 amino acids)
Biological process (GO): circadian regulation of gene expression; entrainment of circadian clock by photoperiod
Cellular component (GO): cytoplasm; nucleus
Molecular function (GO): DNA binding; FAD binding
Source: RefSeq, a predicted model, not a curated record
AUGAAGGCCGGCUCUUCAUCAAACUCUGUCGUCCUGUAUUGGCAUCGGACGGAUCUGCGACUUCAUGACUCGCCAGCAUUACAUGCUGCUCUGGCGUUGAAGCCCUCCGUCUUCAUCCCAGUCUGGACGUGGGAUCCUCAUUAUGUGUACAAAGCACGCGUGGGUCCCAAUCGCUGGAAAUUCCUCCUUGAAUGUCAAAGUCAGCUCUCCAAGGGGUAUGAGAAGCUCAAUCCCAAGCAAAAGCUCUGGGUAGUGAGAGAAGGGCCUCAAACCAUUCUGCCCAAGCUGUGGAAACACUGGGGCGUUACGCAUCUAGUGUUUGAAAAAGACACAGAUGCUUACGCGAAAGACCGAGAUACUGCCAUAGUGGCGAUGGCCGAAAAGGCCGGUGUUGAAGUGGUUUGGAGAAUGGGUAGGACUCUUUUCGAUCCCGAUGAACUGGUGCAGAAGAACAACGGAAAACCGACAAUGAGCAUCACUCAAGUGGAAAAAGCCGCCGUGAAGAUCAACAAUGGCAACCCCGACAAGCCACUCGAUUCUCCUAAGAGCGUCCCAGAUCCAUGGGAUGAGAAGAAAAUGGAUCUCAGCAGCCUUGAUCAUGAUUCGAUUGAUAACAAACCAGAUGUGAAUGCGGAACAUCGCACCAAAAAGGAUGAGCAGUACUCAAACCUCAUGGGCCCCAAAGGCGACUUUGCCGUUCCGUGGGAUGACACCGGUAUCGAUUUGUCCCAGGCAGCCACCCCACACCGAGGUGGUGAGGACGAGGCACUGCGAAUCCUUGGAGAGUGUAUCGAAAAUGAGGAAUAUAUCGCACAAUUCGAGAAGCCUAAGACGUCCCCAGCAGCUUUCGAGCCCCAGUCCACCACGCUGUUGUCUCCACAUCUCCAUUUUGGGUCGUUGUCAGUGAGAAAAUUCUGGUGGGAUGUUCAAGAUGUCUUCAAUAAACAAAGAAAAGCCAAGAAGCCGGUCGCAUCAGUGCCAACUAAUCUUCACGGCCAGCUCCUGUUUAGAGACAUGUAUUUCGCAGCACAAGCACCUCUCGGUCAUCGGUUUGCUCGCUCGUAUGGAAAUGAGGCUGUGAGGUUCAUUGACUGGCAUCUGCAAUCGAACCCUCCGGAUAAGGACGGGUCAGUCGACGGGUCUUAUGAAGUGGACUCGGAGGAGGCGGAGGAGUGGUUUCAGCGGUGGAAGGAGGGACGAACGGGUUUCCCUUGGAUCGAUGCGUUGAUGCGUCAACUCAAGCAAGAAGGAUGGAUUCAUCAUCUCGGCAGACACAGCGUUGCUUGUUUCCUGACUCGAGGUGGCUGCUAUGUCUCCUGGGAGAGGGGAGCAGAAGUCUUCGAAGAGCUGCUGAUUGAUCACGAAACCGCUUGCAACAUCGGUAAUUGGCAGUGGCUAUCCUGCACGGCGUUUUACGCGAUGUUUUACCGCUGCUACUCGCCUGUAGCCUUUGGCAAAAAGUGGGAUCCGGAAGGAAAUUUCAUCAAACGGUAUUGCCCUGAGCUUGCCAACUUUGACAAGAAGCACAUUUACGAGCCAUGGAAGGCUCCCAUAGCUGACCAAAAGAAAUGGGGCUGUAGAGUCACCGGAGAUGGCAGUCCAUCUUCUCGCUCCGAUGACACUGAAGAUACAUAUCCAAAGCCGAUGUUUGAUUUCGACGAGCAGCGGCAAAAAUGCAUGGAUGGCAUGAAGCAUGCUUAUGAUGUUGGUUUUCAUGGCAACGAUGCCAAAGUCAGAGAUGGGUCUUGGAAGGCUGAAUUUAGUCAUUCCGAAGAUAGACCAGCGAAGAAGCAAAAGACUUCUUAG